This is a messenger RNA of Xiphias gladius (swordfish), 2235 nucleotides long. Its product is annotated as ras association domain-containing protein 7-like. Gene Ontology annotation, cellular component: photoreceptor outer segment membrane. Gene Ontology annotation, biological process: visual perception; positive regulation of epidermal growth factor receptor signaling pathway; positive regulation of G protein-coupled receptor signaling pathway. The transcript has 5 exons. Bases 76 to 1206 code for a protein of 376 amino acids. Lineage: Eukaryota; Metazoa; Chordata; Actinopteri; Istiophoriformes; Xiphiidae. The record is from RefSeq and is a predicted model, not a curated record. Gene Ontology annotation, molecular function: cGMP binding; 3',5'-cyclic-nucleotide phosphodiesterase activity.
UGUCAUGGUUUUGGUCUACUAAUAAACUCAGUCAGACUUGUAGAUGUGAGAGCUGCUCCAUCCAAAGUGGGAUGUAUGCCGUCCCUCCUCAUCAGACCAGGUCUGCCCCAGAAAGUCCGCCGGGGAUCUACGAAGCCGGCGCCGUUUGCUUGGCACCACCUCGACGCAGUCCGACAUUGUCUUUGCAAAUGUCAGACAGGUCGUUACAUUCUUAUCUUGAAGUUGCGCGGGAAUGAGAGACAGUUAGCUGCCGAUGAGUGUCCUCUGGAGCAUCUGGCUCAGCUGGGACAGCUGGCUCCAGAGGUCCAGUUCAUUCUGCGGAGGACCGGUCCCAGCCUCAGUAAAGGCCAAGACACACCGACCAGAGACAGACAUCUUCCCUCACCCCGGUCAUCAGAACCAGAGCCCAGGAGGACUAAACCAAACAGGGCCUGGUCUCCGUCGCCCAGAGCCUCCCCAGAACAACGAGCUUCCCCCGUCUCUUUGCUAGAUGCUCCCAAGUCUGUGAAGGAUGUUCCCUCUUACCCUUCUAAAAAGGAGGUGUUGAGACAGAUUCUGCAGCAGCAGAGGAGGUUACAAGACCUGGAGAUUCAGCUUCAAGCUCUGGAAAGGGAGACAGAGGCGUGGGAGCAGGAGAGGUCAUCUGCCAUGGUUCCAAGUCUGACUCUGGGCCUUGCAGAGGAACUGGAGGAACUGGAGCAGCGGCUGAGGCAGAACGAGGCAGAGCUGAUGCACAGAGCAAACUGGGAGGAACAGUUACAGGCAGAGAUGGACAGAGAACAAGAUAUGCACAGACAUCUACACCAGAUACACUCAUCAAUGGAUGAUCAAGGUUAUCAGAUCAAGGAGCUCCAAACCCGUUCUGCACAUCUAGAACGGGUAAUACAACUCACAGCCCACAGACAAAGCUCUUGGGCAGUACCUUGGCAGCAAGAGGAGGCCCUGAGGCCCCUGAGGCAGGAGCUCCACAACCGCCUGCAGCAGGGAGAAGAAAUGGUUGCGACACUGUCAGAGACCCAGAGGGAGCUCCAUGCAGCAGAGGAGAGGCUACAGGACAGAUGGGAGCUGGUUGAGGAGCUGAAUAAGGAGCUGAGACAGUGUAACCUGCAGCACUUCAUCCAGCAGACCGGUGGUCCAGACGCCAACCCGACAAACUCCCUGCCCGUCACUGAAGUUUACCUCAGCAACGCUGGUAUUAUGGAGUAGGAACGGCCAAAACACUCUUCACUGUGCAUCAGCAGAGGACACCAAAGCUUCACCCAUCAGGAGAUGCACAUACACACAAGAAUGAACACGACUCGGCUCCUAGGAGUCCAAAUAUAAACACAACACUUGCCACUUCCUGCGGAGUCCAAAUGCCAGACAUACGAGCAGCUGUACCUCCGUCAGACAGCAGACAGCUCUAUCUACACAUUCGACCACUGGAAAUACUUCAGACUCUUUCAUACUCAGCCUUGAGGCAGACAGCAGCCUCCCAAACAGUAACUCCAGCUCAGAGAUCCCACCACUCACCUCACUAGGGCUGCAUUAUGUCACGAUUUUCAAAAGUCAAGGAUGAUGGUUUCAAAUGUCUAGUUUUGUACAACCACCACUCCAAAACGAUAUAAAGAUAAAGAUACUUAAUUUACCAUCAUAUUAGACCAAAAAACCCAAGUCCUUGUAGAGCUACAAGUCAGUUAAUCAGCUAAUCAUCUCAGCUCCACAUCUUAGAAAGCAUGUGGACAGUUGAGCCAAAGUUUGGAGAAGAACAGAGAUGAAGAGUUUUGGAGCAAUGUUCACAGAGAAAAAUCCAAACUGCGUACGACACUCUGGAAAUAAAAUAGCUGGAAAAGAACCAUGGCCUCGAUAUGAACCGUGGCCGUCAACAAACUUGCAUCUCGGAACCAGUUUUGCAACGAGACUUGACUAAUUCAGAGUAAUUCUUCGAUUAGAUUGAAAUAGCCUCUCUCCAGCCUCAUCAACAAAAGAAUGAAGCGGUCAACCGACAGCAGCACUGUAGAGGUGUCCUCACCGGGGGGGGGUCCCCUACAUUGUUUGUAAGGAAAACAAACUUCGACGCAGGAAAAGAUUUGUUGGCUGUUUUAAAUGUGUUGUAUAAACCUGGACGCGGAGUUUACCGACAACAUGAACUGCACUGUGGACACAUGAGACCACCUCCGCUAUGGUGUCACAUUGAGUUGUUAGCACUCCUGCCAGACCCAGGUACAGUCGUGUCGCGGUGUGGAUGUAAAGUAU